This is a messenger RNA of Arabidopsis arenosa, 4142 nucleotides long. The record is from the annotation of a GenBank genome assembly. Lineage: Eukaryota; Viridiplantae; Streptophyta; Magnoliopsida; Brassicales; Brassicaceae.
AAAACACUUUGAACACACACACAUGCAUGGAGUCAUGAACUCGUCAUGCAUUGAUUUCGUAAUGUUCAGUCGCGGACAACACGAUGAGGACAACAUGUCACGUCGUCCAUGGAAGAGGGAGAGAUCGAUGCCCACUCAGCAUCAUCAUCAUCUUAACUUGUCUCCAAACGAAGAUGAGGAGCUCGCCAACUGUCUUGUGUUGUUGUCCAAUUCAGGGGAUGCGCAUGGUGAUCAUCAUAAACAACAUGGACAUGGUAAGGGCAAAACCGUCAAGAAGCAAAAAACCGCUCAGGUUUUCCAAUGCAAAGCUUGCAAGAAGGUGUUCACGUCGCAUCAGGCAUUGGGUGGACACAGGGCAAGCCACAAGAAAGUGAAGGGUUGUUUUGCCUCUCAAGAUAAAGAAGAGGAAGAGGAAGAGGAAUACAAAGAAGACGACGACGAGGACGAGGACGAAGAUGAGGAGGAGGAAGAAGACAAAUCAACGGCUCACAUUCCAAGAAAGAGAUCCAACGCUCACGAGUGCACCAUCUGCCAUCGCGUCUUCUCUUCGGGACAGGCCUUGGGAGGCCACAAGAGAUGCCAUUGGCUAACACCUUCCAAUUAUCUUCGUAUGACGUCGCUCCACGAUCAUCACCAUUCCGUCGGUAGACCGCAGCCGUUAGAUCAACCAUCUCUCGAUCUCAACUUAGCUUGCCAAGAGUAUUCCGUUGAUCCAACGGCCAUGAGCGUAGGGAUGAUCGAGAGAGAUGGUGGUGGCAAUAGUCACAACGCCACUUCAUCUUCAUGGCAAAUCAUGAACUAUUUGAGAAGUCUGUUGACUAUGUUGAACAUGAGAGUUAUGAGGCUUACAGCUUACUGUGUACACAUGAGCCAAGAUGGAGCUUGGGGAGAUUAUAUCCAGCUACAAGCAGCUGCUAAUAUCACACACACUGGAAUACGUGUACACCGGGAUAACUCUCCAAGUAACGAAACCAUGCCCAAGGUGCCUAACGGACGCAUGAUCAACUUAUCAUACCAUAGUGGAAACCACUACAACAGUGUUUGUCCGAAAGAUGAAGAUGCGAUUCAUCAGAAGACCACCACGGUUUGGUGGGAUUACGAGAACGCAAAAAUCACAGUCAGUAUGGAUCACGAGCUAACGCUUGAUUGGAUCGUGAAAAAAGUUGAGGAAUAUGAAUUUGGACAAGUAGAGCUUAGGCUGGUCGUUGGCUAUCAUAACUCACCUCACCCAAAAUUUCCGAGCAACAUUCCAAUCAUCUAUGGCAAUAAGUGUAAAAGAGAUAACCCUCAUACAAUUGUGAUUGAGGAAAUGGAAGAGAGGCAUAAGUGCAAGUUAUGUUGGAAGAGCUUCGCUAAUGGAAGGGCUUUGGGAGGUCACAUGAGGUCUCACAUGCUCCCGAGUCAGCCCGAGUCAGCUUCAUCUUCCAUGGCCGAUCCACUCCAGGACAGAGAGAGUGAAACCGAAUCGUCCAAGAAGCCCACCCGCAAACGAUCCAGACUUAACCGGAGAUCCAACGAAGAAGGGAAAAGUGAAACCGCAGGAGCAGCAGAGAUCAAGAUCGGGGUUCAAGAACUCAGUGAGGCGUGUACCGAGCAGGAACCGAUGAGCUCGGUGUCUGACGCUGCAACAGAGGAAGAAGACGUGGCCUUGAGUCUCAUGUUGCUGUCGAGAGACAAGUGGGAGAAGGAGGAGAGAGGGAAGAAGAAGAGGAAUAAUAAGUGGUUCGAGUGCGAGACUUGCGAGAAAGUGUUUAAGUCGUAUCAGGCGUUAGGUGGACACAGAGCAAGCCACAGGAAGAAGAGAGCAGAAACAGAUCAAUUAGUCUCAGAUGAGUUGAAGAAGAAGAAGAAAAAGACUAGUACAACUAGUCACCAUGAAUGUCCAAUCUGUUCCAAGGUCUUCUCAUCUGGUCAAGCUCUCGGAGGUCACAAAAGAUCUCACGCUUCGGCCAGCAAUGAUGAAUCCACGAUCAGAAGAUCAGGAAUAAUAAUCAGCUUGAUAGAUCUAAAUCUCCCAGCGCCAUCGGAGGAGGAAGACAUGGCCUCAAAGAGGAAAGGAGAAGGAAGAAUGAUGAACCCGACGAUUUCGUGGAGGUUAGCGUCUUCGACCUCUCUUCUCUCCAUCCAUCGCACACCAACAAGUGCCUUUAUCUCCGCCAUGACCUUCUCUUCUUCUUCUUCUUCUUCUUCGCUUGAAUUGGUUCUCGAGUACCACAACCAGACGAAGCACUCCUUCACCGGUUACGCGAGAGGUCCUCGUGGUCUCGACUGGGCCAAUCAGCCUAAUCCCUUCCGCCGUUACCUCUCUGCUCCUCUUCUUCCUCUCCAACACCCCAAUCACGACGAUGACGACGACUCUCCUCUCUACUCUUGUCUAUUCGACUCGCUUCCUCCGCCCAAACCCAUCUCUCUCGCUACCAUCUCUCACCUUUUCUACCAUUCUCUCGCUCUCUCCGCCUGGAAGACCACCGGAUCCUCCACCUGGCCCCUCCGCGUCAACCCCAGCAGCGGUAACUUGCAUCCCACCGAGGCCUAUCUCAUUGCUCCUCCCAUCCCUUCCCUCUCCCAAUCCGCUUUCGUCGCCCACUAUGCUCCUAAAGAGCAUUCUUUGGAGGUUAGAGCUCACAUCCCCUCUUCCUUUUUCCCCAACUUUUUCCCGGAGAAUUCUUUUCUCAUCGGCAUUUCUUCUAUCUUCUGGCGUGAAGCUUGGAAGUACGGAGAACGAGCGUUUAGGUACUGUAACCACGACGUCGGCCACGCCAUUGCCGCUCUCACCAUUGCAGCCGCAGAGCUUGGCUGGGACUUGAAGCUUCUCGACGGCUUCGGAGCUGAUGAUCUCAAGAGCCUUAUGGGGCUCCCUGAAUUUCAGAUGCCAGGUAAAGGUAAAGGUAAGCUCCCUGAGAUUGAAUUCGAGCAUCCUGACUGCUUGCUCCUUGUCUUCCCCCACGGGACUAGAGAUAUCAACUUAGACUACCUCGGAAUUUGCUCUGCCCUUAGAGACUUCCCAAGCCUAGAGUGGAAUGGAAACCCCAAUACUCUGAGCAAAGAGCAUCUGUGUUGGGAUAUCAUCUAUAGGACAGCCAAGGCUGUAGAAAAGCCUCCAUUGAUCUACUCCACCUCUUCUUCAAUUGAUGCUUCCUUCACAAGCAGUGCCCUGUUUAGCCAGAGUUCUUAUAACAAGUUAACGGCGAGGCAAGUUGUAAGGACGAGAAGAAGUGCUGUUGAUAUGGACGCUGUUACUUGUAUAGACAUGUCUGCGUUUUACCAGAUAUUGAUGCACUGUCUUCCUUCCGGCUCCACCACAGGCGAGCCCCAAAGAGAGCAACUUGCGCUGCCGUUUCGAGCUCUUCCUUUGGAUACUGCUGAGGUUCAUCUUGCCUUGUUUGUUCACAGAGUUUCGGGUUUGCCAAAGGGACUGUACUUCCUAGUCAGAAACGAGGAUCAUCUCAGCGAUCUCAAAACAGCUACGAGGCCUGAAUUUGAGUGGAAGAAACCAGAUGGAUGCCCGAACGAUCUUCCUCUGUACAAGCUCACCGAGGGUGAUUGCCAGAAGCUGGCAAAAGGGCUAUCAUGUCAUCAGGACAUUGCAGGGGAUGGAUGCUUCAGCCUAGGUAUGGUAGCUCGGUUUGAACCAGCGCUGCGGGAGAAGGGCUCAUGGGUGUACCCUCGACUGUUCUGGGAGACGGGUGUUAUUGGGCAAGUUUUGUACCUGGAAGCACACGCAAUGGGGAUCUCAGCAACCGGGAUAGGGUGCUAUUUCGAUGAUCCAGUGCACGAGAUUCUGGGGAUUAAAGACUCUAGCUUUCAGAGUCUGUACCAUUUCACUGUGGGAGGUCCAGUUGUAGACAAGCGGAUCAUGACUCUUCCUGCUUAUCCUGGUCCUACCACCACCGUUGCCUAGAUCAUACAUACUCGUUAAUCUGUGUUGAAUCCGUAAACAGCUUUCAUUUUGUGUUCUAAUCUUAUUCAGUUGUAGCUGAUGGUAAAUAUCCAAUUCUUGUGGAAUUUUAUAUUCCUUGUUUUUUUGGGGAAAUAGUUUUUCUUUGUUUGGUGACAUUGCUCUAAAACAAUUUGGAGAUAAAUCUCAUUUAAGAUGAGUAUCUUGAACAUGAUGCUAGUCACAAUAGAAAUUCUCAAAUUCA